Trichoderma citrinoviride is the source of this 723-nucleotide messenger RNA. RefSeq lists its product as hypothetical. The transcript has a single exon. Lineage: Eukaryota; Fungi; Ascomycota; Sordariomycetes; Hypocreales; Hypocreaceae. The record is from RefSeq and is a predicted model, not a curated record. Gene Ontology annotation, molecular function: protein binding. The coding region runs from base 1 to 723 and encodes 240 amino acids.
AUGACCUCUCACCACGACAUCAUCGCCUGGCUCGUCCCUACAGCCCUCCACUCCUGGGCCGACAAAGCAACCCAGCUCCCCGAAAACGCCUCCCGCAUCAUCUCCUACACGCCCUCAUACGCCCAUCUCUGCUCCCGUCUCUCGAACCUCACGCACAACAUUCCGGGGAGAGCCAUCCAGCUCAGCUUCUCACAGCCCCCCAAACGCCCCGGCAGCUUCAUCAUCGGCACCGAUCCCCGAACCUGCGACAUCGUCCUGCCCCGCGUCGAGGGCAUAUCGAAGCAGCACUGCGCCCUCACCUUUGACGCGCAUUCCAGACUCGUCCUCAGCGACUUUUCAGAAAGGGGAACCCAGGUGUGGUACGACUGGGAGAGCAACGGCGACAGGACGGACUACUCGUGGCUUCUCAGCAGCGCGUGUUCAAGCGAGUUCCCGAGCAUGGUGCAGCGCAUCACCGUUGAUAUCCAAGGGGUCAGGUUUCAGGUCGUCGUCAACGAUCAUUCUGCAGACUGGGACGCCUUUAGGGAGCGGGUCGAUAGGUUCUGCGAGCAACCGUGCUGGGAGGAUGAAUCUUCCUGGGUUGAUGCAUCAACAGUGCUGUCGUCGACUGUGACUCCCUUUCAACCCGUCGUUGUCAGGGACACAACGCGCGAGCCUUAUGGAGAGGUAUAUCUCUGGAAUCUGGCACGGCCAUGGGAGCCGAUGGUGAAGGCAUCAGCAUGA